AUAAUGCCGCAGCCAGACAUCACGAAUCCAGACUACAUAAAGUUCUUCGUAGAGUGCUGUGAGAAGACAGCGAGGCUCCGACAGAAAUGGAAUACUUUACACCAGAAGAAACUCCAGCAGGCCGCCGUUCUUACAAGGCCUGAUAAAAACCUUACUGACAUCGAUGUUAUUAAGCAAAAUAUGAUCGGCGGAUUAGCUGCCUUUACUCACUCCCUAGCUGCAACAACACGCGACUUCGUAACGUCAGGAUACAAUCGCCGCCGCACACCUAUCCGCGACACUAAAACUAUCCCCGGCAUAGAAUCUUUGAGGAAAGAGCACUCGAUACCGGCCGUAGGGCUCGGGGAUCCGAAGAAAGAUCCGAGACUCGGCCGGCCGGACACUGAUCUCAGUCUGGAUCCGAUUAUGAAGCCCGUGGAUCCGGCGCAUACGGAGAUUUUGUUUAAACCGAAACCGUUCUUUGGGCGAUUGGUGUAUCUUAAGAAUAGGGAGAAGAUUAAGCCAGAGGACAGAUAUUAUUUCGCCGAAACAAGCGGUUGGGACUAUGGCUGGCGUCUCAAAGACACGCCAUUCGGCAGCGUCGGCGCCCCGCGGACCGGUAAGGUGUACCGCCUGUUCCGCGACCAGAUGAGCCGCGUCGGACCCCAACCGGACCCGUACUAUUACAACCAGCCGGUGAAAACUAUGAUGGGGCCUUGCGAUGGCUGAAG
Messenger RNA from Cydia fagiglandana, 710 nucleotides. RefSeq lists its product as uncharacterized. The record is from RefSeq and is a predicted model, not a curated record. The coding region runs from base 4 to 708 and encodes 234 amino acids. The transcript has 3 exons. NCBI's taxonomy places the organism in Eukaryota, Metazoa, Arthropoda, Insecta, Lepidoptera, Tortricidae.